Oncorhynchus keta (chum salmon) is the source of this 817-nucleotide messenger RNA. It is a transcript of the gene poglut3, whose product is annotated as protein O-glucosyltransferase 3. The record is from RefSeq and is a predicted model, not a curated record. Gene Ontology annotation, molecular function: glucosyltransferase activity. NCBI's taxonomy places the organism in Eukaryota, Metazoa, Chordata, Actinopteri, Salmoniformes, Salmonidae. Gene Ontology annotation, cellular component: endomembrane system.
AUGUUCCUCUCACUGAAGUAUAAGUAUCAGGUGAACGUUAAGGGCACAGUGGCUCCUUACAGGUUCCCUUAGCUGAUGCUGGGGAACAGCCUGGUGCUGAAGAAGAAUUCACCAAAUCACUUCUACACCCACCUGAAGAAGCCAGGCACCCACUACAUCCCUGUGAAGAGGAGCUCUGACCUCAUCCAAAAGAUUGAGUGGGCAAUGGGGAAUGAUGAUGAAGCACAAGCGAGCAAAGCAGGCCAGACGAUUGUACGACAGCUCGUACAACCUAACAGAUUCUACUGUUACUAUUACAGUGUGCUACAGAUGUACUCUGAGCGUCAGACCAACAAGCCCACACUGCAUCCAGACAUGAAGCGGGUUCCCCAGCCAUCCGACCAGAGUGCCCUUUGCAGCUGUCAGCAAGAGCCUCAAAGAGAUGAUCCCAGCCUGGAGAAGGAUGAACCCUGAUCAACACUGAAAAGAAAGGGAAGAGACACUAGCUAUUUCAAUACAGAAAGUGCCUUGGACUUCUGCUUGCUUGUUGAUGGAGAUUCUAUGCAAUGAAGAAGUACUGUGUGACCAGGACUGCUUAGUGGAUGUACCAACACUCAUAUAGAUGAUCAAAUAUUAAAUGUGGUUUGAGCCAAACAGACCUUGUCACAGCUCACUUUACUGGGCCUGCUCACUUUACUGGGACUGUUUUAUUGACGAGACCAUUAUGCGGAAGCAUCUGUUUUCACUGACCUGAGUGAUAUUGCCAUAUAGAUUGGUUUCUUUUUGGACUCUUCUGAAGCCACUAUGAUUGUGCAAUUAAAUGACCUAUUUUCUUCGA